Anoplopoma fimbria (sablefish) is the source of this 7453-nucleotide messenger RNA. Its product is annotated as sarcoplasmic/endoplasmic reticulum calcium ATPase 2. Bases 253 to 3444 code for a protein of 1063 amino acids. Gene Ontology annotation, molecular function: ATP hydrolysis activity; ATP binding; P-type calcium transporter activity. NCBI's taxonomy places the organism in Eukaryota, Metazoa, Chordata, Actinopteri, Perciformes, Anoplopomatidae. Gene Ontology annotation, cellular component: membrane. Gene Ontology annotation, biological process: intracellular calcium ion homeostasis; calcium ion transmembrane transport. The transcript is spliced from 24 exons. The record is from RefSeq and is a predicted model, not a curated record.
CAUCGCGUCAAGCCAGACGCACUGACGGCGGAGAGAGAGCAGCCAGCCGCUUCUAUUCAGAAUAAAAGUCCCACAGCUGUGGUUGUUGGCGUGAACACGGCCUUUACUGUGAAGCUGCAGCCGGACGCAGCGCUGUGAGGCUGUGACGGGGUAUCGGUUACCGGGAGCGACUCUGCGGCUCUCACGGACAUGAGGCGGUAGCGGCUCGUCUUCACUCUCCGUUUCUCUCCGUCGACCGACGGGACGCCCGUGAUGGAUAAUGCUCAUACUAAGACGGUGGAGGAGGUUUUGGGCUUCUUCAGUGUGAAUGAGUCUACAGGUCUGAGCUGUGAGCAGCUGAAGAAGACCAGGGAGAGAUGGGGACCCAACGAAUUGCCAGCUGAAGAAGGGAAGUCACUUUGGGAGCUGGUCCUGGAACAGUUUGAGGAUCUGUUGGUUCGAAUCCUGCUGCUGGCUGCAUGCAUCUCCUUUACACUGGCUUGGUUCGAAGAAGGGGAGGGGACAAUCACAGCCUUUGUUGAGCCCUUCGUCAUCCUCCUCAUCCUCAUCGCAAAUGCUAUUGUGGGAGUAUGGCAGGAGCGUAACGCAGAGAAUGCCAUUGAGGCUCUGAAGGAGUACGAGCCAGAGAUGGGCAAGGUGUACCGACAGGACAAGAAGAGCGUCCAGAGAGUCAGAGCCCGAGACAUCGUUCCUGGAGACAUUGUGGAGGUGGCUGUUGGUGAUAAGGUCCCAGCUGACAUCAGGCUGACCUCCAUCUGUUCCACCACUCUGAGGGUAGACCAGUCCAUUCUGACAGGGGAGUCUGUAUCGGUGCUCAAACACACAGACCCUGUACCGGAUCCCCGAGCCGUCAACCAGGACAAGAAGAACAUGCUCUUCUCUGGCACCAACAUUGCAGCGGGCCGUGCCAUCGGGGUUGUCGUGGCAACAGGGGUGCAGACAGAGAUUGGGAAGAUCCGAGAUGAGAUGGCCGCCACUGAACCUGAAAGGACCCCACUACAACAGAAACUAGACCAGUUUGGAGAACAGCUGUCUAAGGUCAUCAGUGUGAUCUGUGUGGCAGUGUGGGCCAUUAAUGUGGGGCACUUCAAUGACCCGGUCCAUGGAGGCAGCUGGCUGAGAGGAGCUGUUUACUAUUUCAAGAUCGCUGUUGCGCUGGCUGUAGCUGCCAUACCAGAAGGCCUCCCGGCAGUCAUCACUACCUGCCUGGCUCUGGGCACCAGGAGGAUGGCGAGGAAGAACGCCAUCGUCCGCAGCCUGCCAUCAGUGGAGACGCUGGGUUGCACAUCUGUUAUCUGCUCUGACAAGACAGGAACACUGACCACCAACCAGAUGUCAGUCUGCAGGAUGUUUGUGGUAGACAGUGUGUCAGGGGAGCGUUGCAGCCUGAGCGAUUUCGCAGUGACUGGAUCUACUUACGCCCCUGAAGGGGAAGUUUAUAAGGAUGGCUCAGUGGUGAAGUCCAGUCGGUAUGAGGGCCUGGUGGAGAUGGCCUCCAUCUGUGCACUGUGCAAUGACUCAUCACUGGACUACAAUGAGGCAAAGGGUGUGUUUGAGAAGGUCGGGGAGGCAACGGAGACUGCUCUCUGCUGUCUGGUGGAGAAAAUGAAUGUGUUCGACACUGACCUGAUAGGACUGAGCCCUGCUGAGAGAGCUACAGCGUGCUGCUCCGUGAUUAAGCAGCUGAUGAGGAAGGAGUUGACGUUGGAGUUUUCCAGAGACAGGAAGUCCAUGUCUGUCUUCUGUUCAUCCAAUAAACUCACCAGGUCGGCCUCUGGAGCCAAGAUGUUUGUCAAGGGCGCUCCAGAGAGUGUGUUGGAGCGAUGUAAUUAUAUCCGGGUCAGCGGUUCCUCUCGUGUGCCAUUGAGCCCGGCGGUUCGAGAGCAGAUCCUGUCCACUGUGAGGGAAUGGGGAUCGGGCCGAGACAUGCUGCGUUGCCUCGCCAUGGCAACCAGGGACACGCCCCCUGACAUCCACUCCCUCAACCUGGAGAACUCAGCUGUCUUUGGUGACUAUGAGUCCGACCUGACCUUUGUGGGCUGUGUGGGCAUGUUGGACCCCCCCAGGAAAGAGGUGCUUAGCGCAGUCCGAAUGUGUCGGCAGGCUGGCAUCAGAGUCAUCAUGAUCACAGGUGACAACAAAGGGACAGCCCUGUCUAUCUGUCGGAGGGUGGGCAUCAUCACGGAGCAGGAGGAGGAGCAGGAGGGGGUUAUUGGGGGCCUGACGGGGCGGGAGUUUGACGAGCUGCCCCCUCACCUGCAGCGUCAGGCCUGCAGGACGGCGAGGUGCUUCGCCCGGGUGGAACCGGCACACAAGAGCCGUAUUGUGGAGUACCUGCAGAGCCUUGAUGACAUCACAGCCAUGACAGGCGACGGGGUGAACGAUGCGCCUGCAUUGAAGAAGGCGGAGAUCGGCAUCGCUAUGGGCAGCGGCACGGCGGUGGCUAAGUCAGCCUCUGAGAUGAUCCUGGCUGAUGACAACUUCUCCACCAUUGUGGCUGCAGUGGAGGAGGGCAGAGCCAUUUACAACAACAUGAAACAGUUCAUCAGAUACCUGAUCUCAUCCAACAUAGGAGAGGUGGUCUGUAUUUUCCUGACGGCCGCACUGGGCAUGCCUGAAGCACUGAUCCCAGUCCAGCUGCUAUGGGUCAACCUAGUCACCGACGGUUUCCCAGCAACAGCUCUGGGCUUCAACCCUCCAGAUCUGGACAUCAUGUCCCGCCCCCCACGCUCCCCCAAAGAGCCUCUGAUCUCCAGCUGGUUGUUCUGCCGCUACCUCAUCAUCGGAUGUUAUGUGGGAGCUGCCACUGUCGGAGCUGCUGCCUGGUGGUUCAUGGCAGCCCACGACGGACCAAAGCUUUCCUUCUAUCAGCUGUCCCACUACUUGCAGUGCAGUGAGGGCCACGCUGAGUUUGCUGGUGUGCAGUGUUCAGUCUUUGAGUCUCCUUAUCCAAUGACUAUGGCCCUGUCGGUCCUGGUUACCAUAGAGAUGUGCAACGCCUUGAACAGUCUUUCAGAGAACCAGUCACUGCUGAAAAUGCCUCCCUGGUCAAACCCCUGGCUGGUGGGGGCCAUCUGUUUGUCCAUGGCUCUACACUUCCUCAUUCUAUAUGUCGACCCCCUGCCGGUGGUUUUCCAGAUACGCCCUCUGUCCUGGACUCAAUGGGUGGUGGUGUUGAAGAUGUCACUUCCUGUCAUCUUGAUGGACGAGGCUCUCAAGUUCCUGGCCCGCAACUACAUUGAGCCAGGAAGCCAGGUCCAGACCCUGGAAGAGGAAGAGGAGCUGCGGAGGAUGGGGCCUAGCACGGGAUUGGCCGGGUGCAUGAUGACGAGUCUGCGCCAGUCGCUGAAGGGCGUGUCCUGGUCGUUCGUCAUGAUCUCUGCACCGCUAUUGAUCUGGAUCUUCAGCCUGGACUCUGACAUCACCAACAUCUUCUGGGAGUGAUGGAAGAACGAGAGGAGGGGCGGACUGUGGGGGGAGAGAAGAAAGAGACCAUCUACAGAAGGACUGUUGGAAUGAGAUGCAGAGGAUUGGGUCUGUAUGGGUGAGGUGAAGUGAGGUCAGAAAGAAACAAGAUGAAUAAUACAAGAAUGUAAGGGAUAACAAGUGAAUUAUGAAACAGACAAUCAGAUAACACCAAGAAGGAAAGAACACCUCCUCCUCAGUACUAAAAGGUGCUAUGUGUAGCAUUUCAUCUGAAUCCCAUAGCUCACCUAGACUCUACUGCUAUGAGUUAGGAAGGCCUAGGCCCAGUGAGCCUAUCCAGCACCUGGGCCCAGAGGGAAAAAUGUCUCUGACAUGAUAUCGCUUUAGCUGUAAUUUAAUGUUAACCUUUACAUUCUAAAAUACUACGGUUUACACGUUAAACAUGAGCAUGUUAGCAUGCUAUAACCCACACAAUGUAAUCAUCAGUGGUUCCCAGCUGCUCUGGCUCCUCAGAGGUUGCAUCUAUUUAUAUUGUUGCAGUAGCUAUUCAGAAAACCUUCUUUCAUUUUGACUAGCAACUUCCAACUAGUAAUCUACUAAAAUAGAAAGCACCAAUUUAAGUGACCAAAGUCUAUAGCCCCUCUCACCCUGGACAAAAGACCAACAUCUGGCUUUUGUCCUCAGUAGUAAAGGUAACGAUCGGCCUCCGUUCACAGGACAAAUGUCUCUUCUUUUUUGGUGGACUACAGUUUUUCAAACCAAUAUUUCACCAUUUCUGCCUGUUCUGUUUGUUAAAUCUUAAUAUUAGAUUUACAUCAUACAUUUGCAUCAUACUAUUUUAAGUGGACACUAAAGCCAUGCACUGUGUUACAGUUUAACAUAUUGAAUUCAUUUAAAUCAAACUGAAGAGCAGCAGAUACAGAAACCCUUAAUAAGUAAUAUGUGUUGUAAGCUACUGUAAUGUCGAGCGUUUUGAAGUGUAGUUAGAAGUUUAGAAAUGAUUUUGAUAGAAAAUGAAUUUUCUAUAGCACAUGUGUUUUUCUGGUCCAGACAACCAGAAUUUUACUACGUAUAACUCAUAUUUGGCCCCUGUCUCCUAACCCACCAUCAAGAGUGUCAAUGCUACAUGUUGCACCUUUUAGAUGUCUGUUUGAAAAAUGAGUGGAUCACAUAGAAGAAGGAGAGCAGUGCUGAGUGGUCUCAAAUCAAACACACGCACACGCCCGUUACGUCCACACGGUUAUUCACCAGUAAUGCUUUGUGGUCUUAACAGGCGAUGAGGCCAGACGACUAGAUGUACAAUAGAAACCCCCAACCGGCCUCUGCAGCCGCCUUCAUGCUGCCAAGCAAAGAUACCACAUUAUUGUUCAACCUACCUUGUAGAUACUGUACAUGAGACUAAAACAAGCAUUUACCUGAGAGGGAAGACAGCUAGCAGACCAUUACAGGAUGCAUGUCAGCGCACGUCACACAUUUAUAACACGUUUCAAAGCCGCAGACAAGCUGUGACUGCUGGAUUCUGCAGGAACACGUCAUUUUCUGCAGAAUGUGGGUGUAAAAGGAGACACUACAGGUGAAUAGGGUAAAACAUUCUACUAAUAAAUAUCACCAUGCAUUUUCCCCAGAUGAUUAGUCACAUUAAAACAGUUAUUUUUUGUAUUACAAGUUUUCUGAAAGUCACUGUUCAGAAUGAGGCAUCAUUUUAUGACACAUGUGCUACUUACAUUUCCAGAACAUAAAGAACUGGAUGAAGCCAGGUUCACAAUCCUUGUUUCAUUUUGUUGACAUAUUAGAGUCAAGUGUUUUUACAGGGGGAAUAUUAGGUACAGUAUCUCUUUGUAUCACUCAUAAAUAAGAAAAUACUAUCAACAGACAUAAAAAAAACUAAAAAAAACUAAUUUCUCUGUGUUUUUAGUUAUAGAAUGUUACAUAUUUAAAUCAGACUAUGAAUGAUGUAUGAACAAGCCCCUCUGGAAAAACCCUCAGAAUAUAGAGAGGAAUGAAACUGCAAAGUUCUGUGUAUGUAAGAGCUACUGAAGUGGAUCAGUGUCUGAGAAAAACUCAUCUUAAGGAUAUCCUUUUUUCAAUAACAUACAUGUUGAAGACACAACAAGUAAAUAGGGUAAAAAGAUGAACUAAUUUAUAUCACCAUGAAAGUUCCCCAGCUGAUUACGGACAUGUAGAAAAUGAUUCUUUGUUUAAAUAUGCAAAUGCGACAUUAUCUGAUGGUCACAUUUGGUGAAAUUAGGAAAACUCUACAGACGCAAAUAGACAAAGUAGUAAAAUACACACCAACAUGUGUAUUUUAGAUGUUUACUUUUCACGAGUAUGAAAGAAGACAUGAUGGAAGAAAAAAUAGCCAAAAUCUCAAAAUUGUGUGUGCAUGAAAACAAUGUUUUUGCCUGUAGAGUCUGGCCUUAAAGUGAGGUGUAAAUGUACAGCUGGGUGUCUACAGGUUGUAAAAGGGAUCACAUGUCCUCAACAGUGAAUGCAGUUCCUCAUAGCAUUUAAAGGCCAGUCAUUCUGAUAGAGCUACAGUUCAGUAUCCUUCUUUGUCUCUCUGUUGAUUGUUACUGACACUGAAAAGCUGAGAAGGUCUUAAAUGUAACUUGACUUGACAUCCUGAUGCUUCAUAGACAGACUGAAGCAGACUUAAAGCCUUCACAUACGUUGAGUCUGUUAUCUAUAUUCAUGUUUAAACUGCUACCUGUAUGUAACCCUAUUAAUCUGGUUCUUGGUGUUAGGGCCUUGUUAUACUUCACUCCACCGGUCCGGCUCAGGACACUGCUGCGUUGCUUGCUACUUCAGAGUCGGCCAUUGUGUCGGUGAACUGGAAAUGAUUUCAUUUCUCUGAUUAGCAGAGCUGUCACACGUAGAGUCAUUGUAGAAUGCCAUCAGGAGUCUCACAGCAGGCCUGACGCCGAGUCGCUGCUCUACUUCAAUGUCUUUUCUGUGCGAAUCAGCCAUUUUCUCCGGUGAUGCCAUUGUGACAUUGAAGGGAUUUUUUUUUCUUAAUUCAUGAACAAAGCGUUUUUGAUUCAUGUUAUUACAAUUACUUUUGUUGUAUAUAACAUUUAGUAUCAGGGCCACUGUUAAAAAAGCAAAAUCUGAGAUUUAAAAAGUAAAGUCAUGUUCUGGGAGCAAAGUCAUUAUUUUACAAGAAAGAAAUCCUAACUCUUUUACAUGAUCUAAUACUUUUAUGAGAAAAAAUGUCAUAACAUGCAAGUAAAGUCACAGUACUCUUUGUACUAGUCUUCUCUCCUCUGAGCGCGGUCCAGCUGUACAGCUUAAUUUGUAAUUUACCAAAAAUAUACACACAAAAAGUUGUGACUUUAUUCUUGUUAUAUUGGGACCAUUUCAAAAUUAUGACUUUACUCUUAAUAUUAUGGCAUAUUCUUAAAAAAUGCUAUUUUUUACUAGUAAAGUUGCCACUUUAUUCUUGUAAAAUGGUGUUUCAGAAUCAUGACUUUACUCAUAAUAAUAUUACUUUUUAUGAUCAAAUUGUGACUUUAUUCUUGUUAUUUUCAGAGGUGUUAAACCAGCUCAGGCAGUUCUUUUUGUUUUUCUUUCUGUUUUUUCUUUUCUUUCUUUAUCUUUCAUUUGUUUCACUACUAUUACUUGCUAAGUAGCCAAACCCAUAGAAGACAUUUUUGCAUCUUUCUGCCAUGUUUUGUUUUGUUUGCUUUUGCUCAAUUCAUGAUAAUGGAAUAUUUAGAUUGUGACACUAAGUCAGAAGAAACACCUGUAGAUGCCCUUAAUUAGUGAGUAUUUACUGUCAGUUUGCAUUAUUUAUUCAUAUUUAAAUUUUCUGCAAAGGUGUAUUAUACCCAAUGACCAACUCCUCUUAUUAUUAUUAUUAUUAUUAUUAUUAUUAUUUUAUUUUUUAUCAUUGUUGUUGGCUCACACUGGUGAGUGGAUGGAAGGGUUGAUAUGGUUCCAGACUGUAACAGUAAAUGAAUAGUUGUUUUUGACUGACUCACCUGUUUAUAUAUAUGUUUAUAUAUAUAUAUAUAUAUAUAUAUAUAUA